UUAAAUAUAAUCUUUUCUAUAUAACCUGUGUAUAGAUUAAUUUGUCUCGCAAAGGCUUAGAUUCCUGGGGUUUUAAUAGUACUCUUGUCGUUUAGAAAAUUCUUGGCAAUGUGGUGCAAUCCAAUUUUCGUACUGUUGUUUGAAUGUUCAUAUCUUCUGAGUUUCGCUGCUACAAGUCAAGACGUGGGGAGUGGCUACUUACUUUCAUUGGAACAUUCCUUUGGAGAUACAUUCACCAAAAGAGGUGACAUCUAUUUUCCAAAUGUAAAAGGUGAAAACGCCGUAGUUCAAAAUGAAAUCGCAUUAAGCAUGGAAGAAAUUAAGGAACUGGAAAAGCUUGCAAUUAAUGAUGAUUUUUAUCGAGUACGGGUGUCAACCAAAGUGCUUGGCGCGGCACCCAGCAGUGAAGACUCCUAUGUUGUGGGCAUAAUGCCUGCAAAACAACUAUUGGAAGCUAACUUAUCAACAAAAAUAGACAUUCUAACAGAUGGUAUUGGAAACAUUAUCUCUAUCGGUAUAACCCCAUCUAGCUUUGGGAUUAUGCAAGUGGAAGAAAAUGAGUUUGAUUCAUCAGUGACUGUUUCAAUGCCCACAACUGCCACCGUGCCAGACACAUAUGGAUACCUGAACAAAAUGGAAAUGGAGCGAAGGAAAAAGGAGAUUGCCGACAAACAACCAACCUCGUUCUUUGGAAAAUAUUGGAUGUACAUUCUGCCUGUGGUGGUGUUUGUUAUGAUGUCAAACGCAGCUCAGCAGCAGUAAUGAUCUGUCAUUCAAACUACAAUAGAAGUCUUUUCAGCAGGAGCAGCUGGGAUCAGAAAAAUUAAAUAAACUCAUAUUUUAUUGUGAGAUACAUGGUCACUGGGCAAUUUGUUGUCAAAACACAUCAACCAAAUUCGAAAACAUGUAUUGAUAAUAAAUUGCGUCUUUUAUAAUUAAUGAACAAAAUUGUACCAAAUAUUUAUGUCCAAAAAUACAGUGCUUUUGUUGUUUU
Molecule: messenger RNA, 994 nt
Organism: Ciona intestinalis (vase tunicate)
Lineage: Eukaryota; Metazoa; Chordata; Ascidiacea; Phlebobranchia; Cionidae
Source: RefSeq, a predicted model, not a curated record